AUGGACGAGAGGCUCGCCCAGCCGCCGCCGCCGCCGCAAUUCCAGCUCGGGAACCCCAUGUCCGGCCCGGCGUCGCCCUACUCCGCGCUCCACCCUCUCCUCCUCCCGUCCACGAACCCGCACCUCCUCCUCAAGCCCAAGACGCUGACCCUCUCGCUCUCCUCCUCCUCCCUCGCCUCGAUGCCCUCCUCCUCCUCCCCGCCCGCCCCCGCCUCCGACGCAUGGGAACUCGUCCACCCAACCGUCCCCGUUGCCGCCGCUUCCCCCAUAGACGGCGGCCUCGACGACUGCGCCAUCUUCCCACCGCGCCUUCACGAGGGCCUGGGGCUCGAGGCGGAGGCCGAGGAGGCCGCGACCAAGGAAGAGAAGGAGGAGGAGACUGAUGACGAGGAGGAGUGGCUGUGGGGGUGGGGGAGAUGCCGCGCGGCGGCGACGCGCGCGUGGGCGGCCGGGUCAGGGGCCGUGCUCGUGCAUGGAGAGUGCGGAUGUCCCGGGCUGUUGUACGUGCGCCGGCGAGACAGGAGGGAGAGGGACCUCCUCGUCAUGCUCUCGCAGGAGAAGGAUAAGAGGAUAGCGCAACUUCUGCAUCAAAUUGCUUUACUGAGUGACAUCAGAGGCGGCAGCGAAGCAAUUAAAAUUAUGAGGAACUCUUAA
Molecule: messenger RNA, 654 nt
Organism: Triticum turgidum subsp. durum (durum wheat)
Lineage: Eukaryota; Viridiplantae; Streptophyta; Magnoliopsida; Poales; Poaceae
Source: the annotation of a GenBank genome assembly